AUGGGCUCCGUGACCAAGGACGGCGUGUUGAUCCGUGGACAAAAUCCAUUGACAGGAUCCUGGUUGGGUAAUUUGCUGUCGAUGGCUGCGGCGGAAAGCACGCUAUGCGUCCUGAGCAGCCAGAUGAUCCUGGACGUCUACGACUUGAAAACGAAGCAAUGCCGGCAGCUGCCAUUGGCAGCGAAUGGGCAUCGCGCCUUGCAUGGUGUCACUGCAAACAACACUGCCAUGGUGGCGUUACCAGGUGAAGGUUGCCUCUGUGCCUAUGAUGCCCGGCAGGGAUCCCUGCUGCGCAUCUGGCCGCGCUCUGGGGAGGCAGAAGCCUUUCAGCUGACUCUGGCAUCCCAUGGGGCGGUGAAGCUACAGCCGUGGCAUGGCGAGUUGUUGAUCUAUGCCGAAGGAGGGCAGGAGCUGGUUGUGGCAGACAUGGAAGGAGCGGCAGCCAGACUUGAAGUGCAUCUGACUGGUGGCCUGCGGAGCGUGGACGUCUUGAGCGACUGCAGGUUGAUGUUGAGCUCUUCGACUGAGCGCUUGGAGCUCACUUGGCCAGGCAACUCGACUGGACGCAUGGAUGUCAAGGUCGUCUCGGUGACCUUGGACGUUGAUCCACAUUUUGUUUCACAUCCACUACCCGCAAGUCAGCUGCAGCUGCCAGAUCAUUUGCAGUCCUCCAUGGGCGGGCACAGCCACGGCCACGUCAUGUCCGAUGGAUCCAUCGGCUCCAGCGGGCGCCAUGGACUGCUCAGUCUGGGUUUGGAUCUGGGCAUGGCCUCAACGCCCAUCUGGGAAUAUCCACGGCGCGAGGCGCUGCUGGCAUAUCUGCGGUCACAGAUGGAGGCGGAGGAUUUCGCGCUGGAGGUGGAUGUGGCCUUGGUUUCUUGUUGGCACUCAGCGUCCAACAGCUUGAUCUCUGUCUUCUCCCCUGUGGGCGACUCCCCAUUGCGUGCCAGGUAUGGCAUGCUCUACCUGGAAGCCCUGAACGUCUCCAGCUCCAUGCUGCGGCGUGUGCUGCUGGGAAAGGUCCCAGGCUUGGGGUCCCAAUCGCAGGCUCAGCCAGGGCCAGGGACUGAUAGUUCCUUAGCAGAUCAAGGGCUCCUGCUCACCAGACGCAAGGUUCCUGACAGGGUGCAGCAUGUGGAGAUGCCUCAGUGCCUGGCUGUCUGCGAGUUGGAGGAUGGACGCCUGGCCCUGCUCUUCGCGGAUUCACACGUGCGCAUCCUGGAGUUGCGCGCAGACUCCUUGGCUUUGCAAGAGGCUCUCUACAGUAGCAUGUUGGGUCGCCCUGGGAAGGAAGAUCCAGAAAUGGUGGAGGAAAACUUGGAGUUUGACGAGCUGGAAGAGGGAGAAGAUGACUUGGAGGACUUUGAGGAUGACGGUCAAGAUGAUGAUUCUACCAACGAUGGUGCUGGAGCUUCGGGCGGCCGCGGCUCCGGCCGCCGCGGCAAGGGCGGCCGUGGCGGCCGCGGUCGCAAGGGCCAAGGGGGCCGCGGCAGCGGCAAGGGCAGUGGGAAAUCAGAUGCAAAGCGAGCGGAAGCAGAGAAGGUGAUCAAAGAGGCGAGAGAACGAGCAGCAGAAGUGAGAAAGAUCCAGAAGAUGAAGUUGGAACUGAAGGACUUCGAUCAUGCCAAGUAUGACGAACUCUUCAAAGUGGUGGAGAAAGAGAUCAUGCAACUACGAGUUAUUCUCCAAUCCAUUGAAGCCAGGGAACGAGAACGAACUUGGCUACGUGGGAAGGUGCUGGGAGAGUUUGAUGACAACAAGAUCGUGGAUUUGGCCAUUGGCGAGAAGAACGUCUUCAAACGUCGUGGCCAACGCGAAGACCACAGUUUCCUCCAAGCCCUGCCCAAGCGCUUGUCCUUCGUGGUGGACGUGAGCGGUUCCAUGGCCGUCUUUAACGGCGACGGCCGGUUGGAUCGGCUUAUGGCCACGAUGGUGAUGAUGAUGGAAAGCUUGGUGGGCUUGGAGCACAAGUACAUCUACGAGAUCAUCGGCCACAGCGGGGAAAGUGACUGGUUGCCCUUCGUCAAAAUGGGCGAGGCGCCCAAGGAUCGCGUGGAGCGUUAUGCCGUGAUCGAGGCCAUGACUGACCAUGCGGCCACAGCCAGAAGUGGGGACAACACGCUGUCUGCUGGGGUCAAGGCUGUUCAGGAGAUAGUGAAACAUGAAGCGGAUGACUUCUUUGUUUUCCUGGUCUCUGACGCCAACCUGCGAGGAUAUGGCAUCUCUCCACAAGAUUUGGCUAUGGCACUGACCGGUGAGGAGCGCGUGAACGCUCACGCGAUUUUCAUCGCGGAGCCGGAGGUGGCUGAAGAGAUGACGCAGUGCAUGCCGGCAGGGCAUGCGCACCUGGUGAUGGAUACCGCUGGAAUGCCCCUGCUCCUCAAGAAUAUCUUCGCCCGAGCCGUGCUGGAAGACGAAGACCAAACAGCUUUCAGACGCUCCCAGGCGGAAGACGUUGUGGCCUGUUGUGGCAGCCUGGGCAUUGCUGAGUUGCUGGAAGAUAUUGAGAUCAAAUUGAUGCCUCAGCCUCAAUUUGUCAAGCUGCCAGCUGGCGCUACGACUGAAGACGAUCGCUAUUGGUCAGGCAGCGCAGAUGGGAUGUUUCCUUGGGUUGCCGCUCAUCCCCGUGCAACUGGCGAUUCUCCUGGGACUGGUGGUGCCACCACUUUGGAUUCCCCAAAAAUGGAGUGUGCUUUUUCUGCAUAUGGACCUGAUCCCUUGCAAAAACUGGCGUUAGCCAGAGUUCCUAGAGCCAUUCUUAGUUCGAAACUCUUCAAACCCGACAAGGACUUCGGGCCCAAGAGGGCAAAGCGAUAUCUGAGGUUCUACAAUGCGAAGAUUUGGCAAGAAGGGAAAAAAGGCCCUCCGCCCAUCUUCGCAUCCAUUGGAGUGCGACAUCCCAACCAGAUCCAGUUGGAUAUCGCCCUGAGGGACCAGGCGACAUUGCAAGACCUCUUUGACUUGGUCGAACAGGAGAUUGAACACUUCGAUGCUGGCAACACCAUCAUUGCCGUCGCUCAGAUCCCGAAGGUGUCGCAGGAUCAAAGUUUGGAGCUCUUCCGGGAGAAUCGUGCCUGGCAAGGCUUGCAACGUCGCAUGCACAGCUCGGUGGCACGCUUGGAAUCUCGAGGGCUAUCGAUGUUGGCCUAUGCCUUGGCACGGAUCAGAGACUUUGAGGAUCCUGUGCUGUUGAAGGCUGUCCUGGACAGAUCAGUGGCACGGUCCCCAGAUCUCUGCAUCGCGGUGAAAAUGGAGGACUUUGGCCCAACGGAUGCUGCAAAGUUAGCUUGGGUUCUGGCCAAGUUGCAGAUCAGAGACCGCGGCGAUCUUUGGGCGGCGCUUUCCAAGGAAGCCGCACGGAAGAUUUGCGACUCUGGACGCUUCAUUGACAUUUCGAUGACAGCUUGGGCCUUUGCCAAAGCUGGCCAAGCAGAACGGGUUCUCUUUGGACAGUUGGCUUCAGCUGCCCUGGACUGCAGUGACCUCCCACCGCAUACGAUUGCAAAUCUGUGCUGGGCCUUCGCCAAGUCCAAAAACAAGCACCCGCAGCUCUUCGAUAUGUUGGCGAAACGCUCCAUCGAAGGCCACCGAUCCUUUGAUCGACAAAGUGUCUCCAACCUGGUCUGGGCUUACGCGACCUUGGAUGUGUGUCACGAAGAGCUCUUUGCCGUCUUCGCGAACUACACGAUCGAGAGCGGGCUCUGGAGAAACUUCUCCCCGCAGAUGGCAUCCAACAUGCUUUGGGCCUAUGGCAAGGUUGGGAUAGCACACAUGCGGCUCUUUGAUACCUUUGCAGAAUACAUCGCGCUGAAUAUCGGAUCCUUUGACAACCAGAAUAUCGCCAACUCUGCCUGGGCUUAUGCCACGACUCAACUUCCCAGCCAGUCGGUCUUCGACACGCUGACGCGUCGAGCCUGUGGGCGCUUGAAUACCUUCCGCUUGGAUGAGCUGUGCGGCAUCAUGUGGGCCUAUGUGCGAGCAAAGCCUGAGACCGUGGCGUUCAGCCAGAUCUUUGAAGAGUCGGUGCAGUUGCUGGUGCCACGCGUUGCUACCCUGGAUGCUCAAUCUGUGGCCAAUGUGAUCUGGGUGCUGGCCACCUGCCAGCAGCUGCGAAGAGAAGCGGUGCCAGGCAGCCGUGAACUGGUGGACAACUUGAUGAUCGCGCUCCUGGAUCUUCGCGUGCGACUUGAUUCGGAAGGUGCUGCUCAAGUGGUCUGGUCUCUUUGGCGCAUGGGCCGCUUUCACGAUGCUUGGGUCCUAUUUGUGCGCACCUUGAGUGACGGCCGUCAUCCGGAGCACGGCAAGACAGGCUACACCAAGAAACACGCCGUGGACGGACGGCAGCGCUACUACCAGACCCUGCUGAUGGAAACGGAGAAGCGCGGGGAUGUGCAGAAGCAGGUCUUCCUUUGGAAGCAGAUGGCCGCGGAUUUCUUCUCCCGCAACCUGCGCACGGCGUGCCUGAAUUGUGCUGUGAUGGCCUACCUGAAUGCAGGGGAUCAAAGCGGUGCUAUGGAGAUGCUUCGACAGAUGGUGCGUACCAAGCUCUUCAACAAGGUCACAGGCUCUUUAGCGGCUCGUUUGGGCAUCAAAGACUUAGAGGUGCAGCUUUCGCGGGAGGGCCAUGACUGGGCGUACUCGGGAGAUUAUGUGGUGCUUCGAGGCUCCGACUCCGAUUUUUGCUACGCAGCGGUCAAUCCUCCGCUGGAGGACGGGGAAAACGACUGCGGCGUCGAGGAAGGCAAAGUGCUGGUCGCCCCCAAGGUGUUUGAUCUCCUCGGAGGUGGCCUUGUUCACAUCGAAAUGAAAGAGCUGGAAGAGGCCGGCUCUGUUCGACUCAGUGGGAUAAGAGACGAGGAGAUGCUACAGCAGCUCCAGAGCUUCUUCGGCACCCUGGCAGGGCAAAGCGAUCGCACCCUGCAAGACGUGGCAGACGAAGAGGACCUCGAUGUGGAUGAAGAGGUGUUGGAAUAUUGGCAAGGCUACGUGCAGAAAAGCCGCUGUGCCAUGAAGCUCGGCUUUAGGCUCUGCCGAGAAGGAACUUGGAAGAAUAGCCACCUCUUCUGCAGUGAUGGUAAGCGCAUGUAAGCGCUAUGUCUUUUUUUUCCCCCUAGGCCACGCGGAUAUGAGGGAAACUGGUGUGACUCUUUGGAUGAUUUGGUGGUUGGCUUUCAUAUUUUCACAGGAGUUGGGUCGCCCCUAUAGCAACUCACCCACCUCAGGACCCCAGUCUGGACCGGAUUAAGUUUUGGAAUGCCAUCUGAGGC
Cladocopium goreaui is the source of this 5267-nucleotide messenger RNA. The record is from the annotation of a GenBank genome assembly. Lineage: Eukaryota; Dinophyceae; Suessiales; Symbiodiniaceae.